AUGCCUCGGGUGAGGCCAGAGGAACAUUUCGCCGACGAGACACUGGCGCAUGAAGACCAACUCAACACUACUAUUCCGGGUCACGAGAAACAGGCCGAGAUAGUCGAUAUACCGAUCCCCUUGCUGACAUGGCGCUCGUUCACAAUGGGUGUCUUUGUCUCGAUGGGAGGUUUUCUCUUCGGUUACGACACCGGUCAGAUCUCCGGUUUUCUGGAGAUGCCGGACUUCCUUCAGCGAUACGGACAGCAGCAUUCCGACGGAACAUACUAUUUCACUAACGCUCGCUCGGGUUUGAUUGUCGCUCUGCUGUCAGUCGGUACCUUGAUCGGGGCGCUCAUCGCGGCCCCUAUUGCCGACCGUAUCGGCCGAAAGUGGUCCAUUAGCGGGUGGAGCGCGAUGGUCUGCGUCGGCAUCACCGUGCAGAUAUCCUCCCCCACCGGAAAAUGGUACCAGGUCGCCAUGGGCCGCUGGGUAGCUGGCCUCGGCGUUGGUGCCCUGUCAUUGCUUGUUCCGAUGUACCAAGCCGAGACAGGACCCCGACACAUCCGCGGUUCACUAGUCAGCACAUACCAACUCUUCAUCACCCUGGGCAUAUUCGUAGCCAACUGCAUCAACUUCGGCACGGAGAAAAAGAACAGCACGGCCUCGUGGCGCAUCCCCAUGGGAAUAACCUACCUAUGGGCCAUCAUCCUGGGCGUCGGCAUCGCCAUGUUCCCCGAAAGCGCCCGCUACGACUACCGCAACGGGAAGGAAGAAAAAGCUGCCAACACCCUGGCCAAGAUGUACGGCAUCCCGCUGAACCACCGCAUGCUCAAGCUCGAGAUCGACGAGAUCCACCAGAAGUUCGAGGAAGAGAAAGAGCGCGGCCAGAUUACCUGGGCGCGCCUCUUCCGCGCCCCGCGGAUGGGAUACCGCGUCGCCGUCGGCGUCGCCCUUCAGGCCCUGCAGCAGCUCACCGGCGCGAAUUACUUCUUCUACUACGGCACCACCAUCUUUCAGGGCGCAGGCAUCCAGAAUAGCUACGUCACGCAGAUGAUCCUGGGAGGUGUCAACUUCGGAACCACCUUCCUGGGUCUCUACCUGAUCGAGAACUAUGGCCGUCGGCGCUCCCUCAUCGCUGGCGCUUUGUGGAUGUUCGUCUGCUUUAUGGUUUUCGCCUCCGUCGGCCACUUCUCGCUUAACCACCAGCACCCUGAAGAAACACACACCGCCGGCGUCGUCAUGGUCGUCUUCGCUUGUCUAUUCAUCCUUGGUUUCGCGAGUACAUGGGGUCCCAUGGUCUGGACCAUCAUCGCGGAGCUAUACCCGUCGCAGUACCGCGCCCGCGCCAUGUCUCUCGCUACCGCAUCGAACUGGCUCUGGAAUUUCCUUCUCGCGUUCUUCACCCCGUUCAUCACCAGCGCGAUCGAUUUCCGUCUUGGGUAUGUGUUCGCGGGCUGUUUGUUCCUCGCUGCCGGACUGGUCUAUGUGGCUGUCAUUGAGGGCCAGGGUCGUACCCUCGAGGAGAUCGAUACCAUGUAUGUUAUGAAAGUCAAGCCGUGGAAGAGCUCCAAGUUUGUCUUUCCCGAUAUUGCAGCGUAUGAUCGUCGAGGCUCCUCGGUGUCUGGGAAGCCAGAGGCCGCGCAUAUUGGGAGGUCUGGUAUGGGGAAUCAGACGGCAACUAGCUCGCAGGGUCCUGAGGCUGUGUGA
Molecule: messenger RNA, 1689 nt
Organism: Aspergillus heteromorphus CBS 117.55
Lineage: Eukaryota; Fungi; Ascomycota; Eurotiomycetes; Eurotiales; Aspergillaceae
Product: sugar porter family MFS transporter
Exons: 3
Coding region: 1-1689 (562 amino acids)
Biological process (GO): transmembrane transport; carbohydrate transport
Cellular component (GO): plasma membrane
Molecular function (GO): carbohydrate:proton symporter activity
Source: RefSeq, a predicted model, not a curated record